Molecule: messenger RNA, 924 nt
Organism: Elephantulus edwardii (Cape elephant shrew)
Lineage: Eukaryota; Metazoa; Chordata; Mammalia; Macroscelidea; Macroscelididae
Gene: RHBDL2
Product: rhomboid, veinlet-like 2 (Drosophila)
Exons: 7
Coding region: 13-924 (303 amino acids)
Cellular component (GO): membrane
Molecular function (GO): serine-type endopeptidase activity
Source: RefSeq, a predicted model, not a curated record
GGAUCUAGGGCAAUGGCCAGUGUUCAUGAUUUGGAGAUGGAGAGUAUGCACCCACGUAUGGAGAGAGAAAUGAAAGAAGAGUUGGAGGAGGAAAAGAACAUGAGAGACGAUGGAGGAGGUAAGCCUCUCUCCAAAGAUAGAAAGGUCCACAGGAUUGUGUCAAAAUGGAUGCUUCCUGAAAGUGCCCGAAGAUCAUACUUGGAUAGAGCCAACUGCUUCCCACCCCCUGUGUUCAUCAUCUCCAUCAGCAUUGCUGAGCUGGCAGUGUUCAUUUACUAUGCCGUGUGGAAGCCUCAGAAACAGUGGAUCACCUUGGAUACAGGCAUCUUGGAGAGUCCCUACAUCUACAGCCCUACCAAGAGGCAAGAAGCCUGGAGGUUUAUCUCCUACAUGCUGGUACAUGCUGGCGUUCAACACAUCGUGGGAAAUCUCAUUAUGCAGCUCGUUUUGGGUAUCCCCUUGGAAAUGGUGCACAAAGGCCAUCGAGUGGGGCUGGUAUACCUGGCAGGAGUGCUUGCAGGAUCUCUUGCCAGCUCCAUCUUUGAUCCACUCAAAUAUCUUGUGGGUGCUUCAGGAGGAGCCUAUGCUCUGAUGGGAGGCUAUUUCAUGAAUGCUCUGGUGAAUUUUCGAGAAAUGAUUCCUGCCCUCGGAAUUGCCAGACUACUGAUCAUCAUCCUAAUAAUUUCUCUGGAUAUAGGUUUUGCUCUCUACAGAAGGUUCUUUGUCUCUGCAAGCGGGUCAGCGGUGUCGUUUGCAGCUCACAUUGCGGGUGGAUUCGCUGGGAUGUCCAUAGGUUACACUGUGUUUAGCUGCUUUGAUAAGGCGCUGCUGAAGGAUCCCAGGUUUUGGAUAGCAAUUGCUGCUUAUUUAGCUUGUUUCAUGUUUGCUGUGUUUUUCAAUAUAUUCUUAUCACCUGCAAACUGA